CUCUUACGCACCAUUUCGCUGCGGGUGAACUUCGUGGUGGAUUCGAGGAAGUAGCUGAAGCGUGCGCUCACUUCCCAGAUUGUCAACAACAACAUGGUGUUAAUUCCAGUCAUAUCCAAGCUGAAUGGCAAGCGUGUUGUACUGGCUAGUGCAUCUCCAAGGCGGCUGGAGAUACUCACCAACAUAGGUUUACAGUUUGAAGUAGUGCCUUCAUGGUUUAAAGAGACCUUGGACAAAACCUUGUUUAAAGCACCUUAUGAAUAUGCAGUGGAGACGGCAAAGCAAAAGGCUCUGGAGGUGGCUCAGAGAAUGCCCUUGAAACACCUUAAAACUCCUGAUAUUGUGAUCGGAGCAGACACUGUUGUGACAGUCGAUGGAGUGAUUUUGGAAAAGCCCAUAGAUAAACAAGAUGCCUACCAAAUGCUAUCCAGAUUGAGUGGAAAAGAACACAGUGUAUUCACAGGAGUGGCCAUACUCCUUUGUAAUGAAAGAGAAGGGGGUGCUACAGAAUACAAAGCUGUAGACUUUUAUGAGGAGACUAAAGUUAAGUUUGCGGAGCUGUCCGAGGAGAUGCUCUGGGAGUACAUUAAUAGUGGAGAACCCAUGGACAAGGCUGGUGGUUAUGGGAUCCAAGCGCUGGGUGGAAUGCUUGUGGAAUAUGUGCAUGGGGACUUUCUUAAUGUGGUCGGCUUCCCCCUCAACCACUUCUGCAAACAGCUCAGUGCAAUUUACAUCAAGCCUUCUGAGAGCCCCACUCACAAGAUAAAGGGAGAAGACUCGGCAGUGUCUGCUGCGUCCAGGACUUCAGUGACCAGCCCAUCCAACUUCAGCAGCUCAGUCUCUGCUGGCCAGAUGUCUGUACAGGAGCAGGACAUGGUGGGACCAUCGUAUACCAAAAGCAAUAAUGAGGGUUUGCCCCACAACAUAGUGGAUCUUCUGGAUGGAUUCAAAGCCUCAAAGACCUUGUUCACAGCAUGCAGGCUGAAGGUGUUCGAUGUUCUGAGAGCCUCAGAAGGCCUCAGAGUGAAGGUGGCUGCUGAGCGCAUCGGUGCCUCUGUGACGGGCACAGAGCGCUUGCUGGAUGCUGCAGUCUCCUUAGGGCUUCUACACAAGCUCGGUCAGGGGGAGUCCACUGUGUACAGAAACACUGAGCAUGCCAGUCAGUUCCUGGUAACAGACAGCCCUCUGUCCCUACAUGGGUAUAUCCUGCACUGCAAUAACGUGGUCUGGCCCCUAUUUACUCAUCUUGAGAGUGCGGUCAGAGAGGGGACCAAUCAGCAAGAGAGGGCCUUUGGGAAGAAGACAGGGUACCUCUUCCAGGAUGGCUAUUUUAAAAAGGAUGAAGUUGAGAUGCAAUUCCUGAAUGCUAUGCACAGCACUGCGAAGGUGACUGGGCGAGCUGUGGCAACAGCAUUCGAUCUGUCAGGCUUUAAAACAGCCUGCGAUGUUGGAGGAUGUACUGGGGCCAUGGCGUAUGAGUUUAUCAUAGCUCAUCCUGGUUUGUCUGUAAUAGUUUUCGACUUGCCAACAGUUAUUGAAAUGAGAAGCCACUUCCUGCCUGGAGAACAAAAUGACAGCGUGUCAUUUGUUGCAGGUGAUUUCUUCAAAGAUGACCUUCCCAAAGCAGACCUGUACAUUCUUGCACGGAUUCUCCAUGAUUGCUCAGAUGAGAAAGUGGAUGAGUUGUUGAGUAAACUGUCUAAGGCAUGCACUACUGGCUGUGCUGUGCUCCUAGCUGAGACUGUGCUGGAUGAGGCCAAGACUCGGGCCUCCAGGGCCUACAUGCAGUCGCUCAACAUGCUGGUGCAGACAGAAGGCAGGGAGAGGAGCUCAGCCCAGUAUAAACAGCUGCUGGAGUCCCAUGGAUUUUCCCGGAUGAGAGUGUGUCACACAGGAAACUUUUUAGACGCCAUAUUGGCCUACAAACAGUAAAGUUUGGCCUACAAACAGUAAAUGUUCUUGAGUUGUCUUAAUGUUAAAGAAUAGAAAAAUAAACAAUUCUUUGCUGUUUAA
Messenger RNA from Electrophorus electricus (electric eel), 2013 nucleotides. Its product is annotated as acetylserotonin O-methyltransferase-like. NCBI's taxonomy places the organism in Eukaryota, Metazoa, Chordata, Actinopteri, Gymnotiformes, Gymnotidae. Gene Ontology annotation, molecular function: O-methyltransferase activity; protein dimerization activity; nucleoside triphosphate diphosphatase activity. The record is from RefSeq and is a predicted model, not a curated record.